AUGGCUUUCGAAGAGCGAGAUGGAGAAAUGCACACGAUGGAGCUUGGGAUCAAGCUCGACGCCCCAGCAGGCCUGCAGGUCCCGGAAGGCCACGUGUAUUCAGCAAGCUUGGCAGCAUUGCGUGCUUCCAUUCAACCCCAGCCAUCAAGCAUGGCUGCAAGUGGUGGCGCUACUAUGAAGCCGUCAGACUUGAUUCUUCCUGCGCCUAUCAACAAAGUAAAGGUUCCGCAUUCUUCUUUAGACCUAGGGGAAGCGAAUCCACGGAAGCGCAAGUAUGAUAAGUUGGAUCCUGUUGAUACUUCUACUAAGUUUCCCGGAACAACAGUAACUCCUCCCGUCAAUUUUAAGAGCAAGACAGCAAUCAGAACGCUGCCUCCGGUCAGGAUUUGGAUCAAAACAAGAAGUUGA
Molecule: messenger RNA, 408 nt
Organism: Guillardia theta CCMP2712
Lineage: Eukaryota; Cryptophyceae; Pyrenomonadales; Geminigeraceae
Exons: 5
Coding region: 1-408 (135 amino acids)
Source: RefSeq, a predicted model, not a curated record